AUGUACGCUACAGCGCAAUUCUUCGCUGGCACCAAAGAUGGCAAGAAGCCAGCCUUCCUAAACUAUGCCACCGGAGAAUCAAACCUGCUCCCCGCCGUAAAGAAAAAGAUUCAUCUCAACGACAUCCGCACACUCACCAUUCAACCCACUCUCCAAUCACAUGGUUUCCAAAGAACCGACUUUUCAUCCUCCAUACAAGAAUCAACCUUCCUCAAGUCAUCUCCAGCAGGCCCCUCAUCAAGCGACGCAACAUCCAUUUAUUACCACGAAUGCGAAUCCCUCAUUCGUAGCCUUACUGGUGCCACAACCGUCCACGCCUUCCACCACCGCUACCGCCAGCAAAAAAGCUCGCCCACGGCAGACACUGAGAAGGUUAAAAUAUACACCACAACCCCCGUUCCAGACAUCCACAUCGACAACGACGCCUCGACCGCCCACGCACAUCUCUCGCGCCUCCUCCCAGAGGCAGAAGUAGCCCGCUGGACCGCCCCCGGCCGCCACUGGGCCAUUGUCAACGUCUGGCGUCCCCUCGCGCCCGUCCACCAAAUGCCACUCGCGCUGCUCGAUCCGAGCUCGACUCCGAUCCAUAUGACGGGGCUUGCGGAGCCGGUCUACACGAGGGGGAAUUAUAAGACACAUAUUAGGGGGCUGAAGUGGCAUCCUGAGUAUAAAUUUUACUAUGCGAGUGCAAUGGGUGAGGGGGAGGCGUUGUUGUUUGUAGACUUUGAUAGUAGGAGGAGGUGGAGGUUAGGUGGAGUGGCGCAUGGAGCGGUGCAGCUGGAAGGAGGGUCGGAGGGGAGACUCCAUCUACAGUAUCCUGAAAACAAGAAAGAUACGAGCGCAUUAGAGCCUGUACGUUUACAACAUGUGGCAGAAAUGAAGGCCUAUAGAAACCCACAUAAUGUAGCAUGGCAGCAACAUAUAAAGAAAUUCGGCUCGGAUGACAUAUUCCGCGGCUGCUGGCUUCAGGUGGCUGGGGGACCAUUGUGUUGCAUAGGCGUCUCGAGCACGGGACCACACUCUCUGGAACAUUUGAUCGGUCUCGGCAAGAAGAGAACGUAUGUUAGCUCCAAACAUGUGGGUGCUAUACAUAUGAGCGCCAGUGGGGUGGACAAUGCAUGGAAAUGA
This is a messenger RNA of Paraphaeosphaeria sporulosa, 1128 nucleotides long. RefSeq lists its product as uncharacterized. The record is from RefSeq and is a predicted model, not a curated record. Gene Ontology annotation, molecular function: oxidoreductase activity. The coding region runs from base 1 to 1128 and encodes 375 amino acids. The transcript is spliced from 4 exons. NCBI's taxonomy places the organism in Eukaryota, Fungi, Ascomycota, Dothideomycetes, Pleosporales, Didymosphaeriaceae.